GUGGAAUAACACACUUUCAUUUUUUAGAUUUGAUCUUUACGUGUUUAAUACAUAGCUACCAUAUCCUUUUUGGUCUGCGAUCAUGAUUGAGGAACAGAAUGUUGAUCUGCAUGAGGAUUGCAAAACGCGGAUUAAUAAUCUUAAACGCAUAAGAGCAAAUCUGCACGAAGCAUUACGUGCUCACUUGCCAGACUAUGAGUUGCGCCAUGUGGAAAGGCAAUUGGAAUCAGAUAGAGCCCAAAAUCUUGCCGCGCAGGAUGAAAUAAGGGAUCUGAAGCUUCAACUACAGCGACCAUUGUCUGGAAACUCGAAAACAAAAUGUGAAACGGAUCCAAGCGACAAGAUGACGAAGCUUAUUGAUGAACGGGAUAGCCUUGCAGCCGAAAAAGAGGAAAUGACCAAGCAAUAUGAUCAUUUAAAAAAGGAGUGCGAGACUGCAAAUCAGGGCUUGAUUGUAGCGAAGGAUGCACUCAUCGCAGCAGAACAAAGUGCGAAGGACGAAAAAGGGGAAAUGACCAAUCAAUUUGAUCAAUUAAAAAAGGAGUGCGAGACUGCAAAACAGGACUUGAUUGUAGCGAGGGAUGCACUCAUCGCAGCAGAACAAAGUGCGAAGGACAAGAUAAAUGAAUUUGAUACCAAGGUAGCCGAACUUGCUGAUGUAAAAGAGAAGUUUGCUACGGUUGAAAGGGAAAAAGAGAACAUAUUGAUCGAACUCCAAAGUAAAGAAGCUGCGCUGUCUUUGGCUAUGAUUGCGGAACAGGAAUCCGAGGAUACUGUAAAGCAAUUGCAACAGGAACUUACUAGCACAACCGAGGACCUAAACAGCGCACAGCGCGCACUAUUAGCCGCAACGGGUGCGAAGAACAAUGCGGAGAAAUCAGCGAAGCAAAUGUGUACAGACCUAAAAGCAGAGAAAGAAUUGUGUAUAAACACGAUUCGAGAUGAGAUGGCGAAGGAAAAAGAGGAAACGAUCAAGCAAUUUGAUACCGUGGCAGCCAAACUUGUUGACAAGAACAUUAAAAUAUCGAAAGACCUCGAGAACGCCACCAAUGCAAAACAGAAAUUGCAACGGGAACUCAGCGCUAUUAAGGAAAAGAUGCGCCUAGCUGACGCGAAACGAGACGCUGCGAAGAAAGAACUAUUAGAGUCAACGAAUGCGAAAACUGAGGCGGAGGAAAAAGUGGUGGAACUGAAGGAGGAACUAGAAAAUCUGAAGGAUGAAUUCGCUGCAAAUGCUACAAUCAGUGCUAGAAUCAGGGAGCCUAGCGAAGCCGAACCCUCGGGACUGCUACAACCGAUUCUCCGAGAUAAUGAGCGUCGCUCGUUGUUUUUAGGGUCUCAGGACAAUAAUGACUCAGGGUUCUUCAGUAGCACAGAAUCUAGUACGAAGAGCGAGGAUAAUCUGGACGACUAG
Messenger RNA from Sphaeroforma arctica JP610, 1414 nucleotides. RefSeq lists its product as hypothetical. The coding region runs from base 83 to 1414 and encodes 443 amino acids. NCBI's taxonomy places the organism in Eukaryota, Ichthyosporea, Ichthyophonida. The record is from RefSeq and is a predicted model, not a curated record. The transcript is spliced from 3 exons.